AUGGAUUUAAACGCAUACAAAGGCUGGUCUCCUGAACUUCAUUCUACAUACAAUCAACUUAUUGAACAUGAAAGUUUCUUGCGUUUGUUUCCUGUCGAAGUUGCAAACUCUAUAGCCGCCAGUACUGUAAUGAGUGUGAAGUGCGAUUGUGCAUGUACUCUUCUGUCAUCAUCGUCUGGUGAUGUAGUGUCUCCCAGUACUGAUACAACACAUGAUAGUUCUGCUUCUCAUCGAAGUGAAUCUAUAUCUUUGCCUCAAAGUAUCUCUUCAGUACUAAAUCCACGUUCAUCUUUUUCUGGUCAAACUUCCGUAGUACGUUUUGAUUCUCCUGAUGAAUUGCGUUGGGUUAUGCACGCUAUCACUUAUGGAUUGACUAUGUCAUUUGAAAAUUGGGAUGUUAUCAAACAUAGUGUACAUAUUUAUUGUUAUUGGAUUAAAUCUCUUAAUUCUUCUAUGCAUUCCACGCAAACAAUCAAUUCAAAUGCACCAGUUCCAUUGAUCUUACAAAAAGAACCACAGCGUUUCUUAAAAUCGCUUCUAUUCUCUCUUACUUAUUAUUUCCUGCCACGUGAUCCAGAACCGCUAAGUGAUCAACCAAAAUUGAUGUUUUCAACACUUGGUCGAAGUUUAACAACGCCACAAUAUUCAUCAAGUACUGAUUCCUCAUCAGAGACUUCAUCUUUUACAGUGACCGAGUCAAUACACUUAUCAACGUUGAUGAGUAGGCAGUUAGAAAUUAUCAAACUGGUAGCUCUUGCAGUGAAAGAAUUAUGCUCAGUACCAACUCAAUUAACAUCUGAUUCCUGGGAUUGUAUAUUACGCUUUUGUCUGAUUAUAUCUCAUGCUAUUCUAUCACCACCUUUACAUUUACCAUCAGGAUCAAUUCAGUCAUCUGCUGGCGCAUCUCAGAUCACUAAUACUGUUGGUGGAUCUAAUUCUACGAAUACUUCGUCAAAUCAACUCAAUAUUUCAGAUGUUAGAAGUAUCAAGGAUUCAUCUGCUUUAUUUGAAGCCAUAUCAGAUUGUGUCUCUACUCUAUUAUUCAGUACUUGGCUAAAAGCAUGCGUUUAUUGUUUUCCGAAGCCGCAACUUUGGUCUGCAUUCAGAGAAUGCUCAAGAGUAUGGCGACAUCAUAAUGCGUUUAUUAGAGAAUGGUCUCGUGUUUCUGUAGCAUUGUCCGCUACUGUACUUGGCAUAAUAAAUAAAUCCACUAACCUAAAUGCUUAUCUCUCUUUCACUCAAUUAAUUCCAUCGGAUAUGCCAAAUGAAAAUGUAAAAGAAGCAUGGAUUCGUAUAUUAUAUUUGAUUGAUAAUCCAGUCGAUCUUAUUCAUGAACGUUUAAUAUGUAAUACACCGAUUUUUGAAGAAUAUAAAAAAUACAAUUGUCACGACCGAAUUCGAUGGACAUCUAUCUAUUUUCCUUAUAUAUAUCAUCAAGCAUUACGUGGCCUAUCAAUGAUUGUGGAUGGAUUUUUAGGUAUUCAACCAAGUCUUGCCAUUGGUAUUGACCCAUCUGUUGGUGUGAUCCCUGAAUUGUAUGGUCCUAUAGGUCGAUUAUUGAAGAGUUAUCCUACAUUUCAAAAAUAUACAGAUACAGAAACUGUGAACAAUGAUGAUGAAAUUAGAAAAGCUGUUCUAUCAGGUUUUUCAAGUAUUCAAGGUGGAUCACGUUUAACUGCUGGUAGUUUUUCCACAGAAAAAGCAAGUAGAAAAUCUCGAUUAGCAAGCGUCGUCACAUCUGCCGGGAUUCUUGCCUCCGCUGGAAAUUCUGGAACAUCAAAAUCUGGAUUAACUUCAUCUAAUAGUAUUUCAGCAUAUGUUCCACAUGUUAAUAAUAGUUCACUUACUCCUAUUGAAAUGAAUGCUUCUUUGACAAACACAUUUCAACAAACACAAACACCAAAUUCACAAACAUCAUUACAAUUAUCAACUAAUUCAUUAAGUGGACAAUCAACAAAUCAAAAAUUAGGAAAUAUUCCACCUUUAUUAUCUUUAAUGAAUAAAAAUCCACAAAUUGAACAUUUACAAAGUUUAGCUAUUAAUUGGUUAUCCACUGAUACUCAAAUCAUGUUAAAUCCUCAUAGACCAGAAAUUAAUUCAUUGUUACAAUUAUUUGGUGUUUGGCUUUUUGAAGCAUCAAUAUCAGGAGCAAAACAAGAUUUAACUGUCACUGUGAUCAGUCAUCGAGCUAAACUGAUCGAUGGUAAUCGUUUUCUAGUUGGUCGUGCUGAAGCUCUUGGUAUUUUAUGUCGUAUAAUGAUCUAUGCUCAACGUGGUUGUUUAGCAGAAGAAUAUAUUACACGAUUUUAUUUAUGCCUUCAUUAUGCUUUGACUAUUGAUCCAACGGUUAAAAAUGAUUAUAUUUUAUGUUUAGUAUUAUUCUAUUCAAUGGAUUUAUUUCGUGUUGAUUUACCUGGUAUUAAUAUAUUGAUACCGCGUAUAUUUGCUGCUUGUCAGCAUAUAUUCAAAGAAGAAAUCAAUAUGAAACCUGAAUUUUUAUCAACAACUUUAGUUCAACGUGCAGCCAUACAUCAACUUAUGUCAUUGGUAUGUAUUCCUAUUCAAUUUAAAGGGGCAUAUGUUAAACCUUUGAUUCCUUUGUCAUCGGAUGAAAAAGAUCCAUAUUCAUUGAAUGAUAUGAAAAGUAGAAUGAUUGAUAUAAUAUGUGAUACAUUGAGUAGUACAGAAGAUCCUGUAAAUUUUCAAUUAUUAUUAAGUGUGGCAUUGGCUUUAAUUGAAGAUAUGUCAGCCGAUGAAAUUCAUGCAUCCAGUAGUCGAAAUGAUCCUGGCAAAUCUCAUACAACAUCUAGUUUCUUUAAUAUUCUGGCACCACUUCUUUGCGGGAAUUUAAUAUAUAAAUGGAAAAAUGAUGCAUCAGUGAUGCUUUAUUUAUUGGAAAUCAUCUCUGGCCUGUCUAAUGUACAUGUGACACCGGCUGAUCCAUCUACUUAUCGACACACUGUUCGAUCAAUAUGUGAAUUUAUUACCAAUCAAUGUAAUCGUGAACGAAAAGAUCAUAAAAGACAAUUACAUAGUAUUAUUGUCGCGGCUUAUUAUUGUUUAUCUUCAUGGAUUGUACAACAUGUGAAUUUAUUAUUAUCUGAUAGAGAAUGUGUUUGGACUAUAUUAGAAACAAUUGAAUUAGGUAUUUGUGGUGCUAAAUCUUCAUUAAAUCAGAAUAAACAAACAAAAAAUGAAGCUCCUACUACUAUUCUCAAAGGUCAAAAACCUUUAAUUCCAUCCUCUAAACGUGUUUGUGAUGCAGCUGAAGCUUGUCUUUCGAAUUUAAUGUCAGUCGCCGGAUCUUUCCCAGGACCAUUCGGCACAGCUACAAUAUGUUCUCGAUUAUCAGAAGAGCAUAUUUUAGAAUUAAUUACACAUGAAAAAUCGAAUUCAUCUAAAAAUCAAUUAGAAUUUCAAUACUUUUGGUCUGAACCUGGUUUAAUUAUUGGCCUAUGUGAAUUCUCUGCGCAUUCAUUGAAAUCAUAUGUAAAACUUCAAAAUGAUGCCAUAACAGAUGGACCAGCUACAGUUUUAAUUAUUCGAGGACCAUUUGGUCGUCAUGUUUGGAUAACACAUAUGCGUCUUUCACCAUUAUUGGAAAAUGAUUCAACUGUUCAGUCAAAUAAUUCAUAUCAAAAACAAGAAGUAGUCAUUAAUCGUCCUAAACCUUGGGGUUGUUUUCUUGAACGACUUAUCACUACUGUAACGAAUAAUGAAAAUGUUCAUGCUUUAAAUUUCCCACCAUCGAUAUCUGAUAUUCCACUUGUUGAAGCUGAUCGUACAAUAGUCUCGCUGGAUAAAGUCGCUAAUGAACUUGGCAGUAAUGUUAAACAAGAAAUUAAUGCAUUUAAAACAUUAAUAGCUAAACAUGCUCCAUUGACAAAAGAAGUUGGAUUACGUUGUGUUCAAGAGAAAAUCAAUGCACCUUAUCCUGAUCGAAUCACAGAAGCAAAAGCACCAAUUUCCGUUGUUAAUUUUCAUCCAAUACGUUUAUUAUUAACACAUUUGGGUUAUUUAUCAAUGGGACCUUAUCAAAUGCCACAAUCAUUAUGGCCACGUCCAGAGUUGAAACGUGAUAGUCAAUCAACUGAACGUUCUGAUCUGACAAAUCGACAAAGUAUAGCUUUAACAACAAAUAAUCGUAUUAUGCAAGGCUUCUCAUCGAAUUCAUCAUCAACUAACACGGAAGAUGAAUUAUUGCCUUUAUUUCCAUUCAAUGUGAAAAGUGCCGAAUUUGCUGAUAUAUUAACAAAUUUAGAUCAUAUGCCAACAAGAACUGGUGAUACAUUGUUAGUUUUUUAUGUUGCUAUUGGUCAGUCAAAAGAGGAUGAUAUUCUUGAGAAUAUGAAAAUUUGGCCAAGACUAUCGGAAGCAUUUCAUCAAUUCUUAAGUGGUAUCGGUUGUAUUAAAACUAUUUCUGAUCAUCCAGGUUGGACAGGAAAUCUUCAAACUAGUUAUCGUGUAUCAACGAAUCAUUGUAAUUCAACAAAAAAAAAUCUACAUAUUGAUCAUUGUCCAGAUGGUAUUCAAUCCAUUAUAUAUUAUGCUGAUGCAAUGACAGAAUUAGCAUGUAUUUGUCCUACUAAUAAAUUUAAUGGAAAUGAAGAGAAAACUGAAACAAAUCGUUUAUUAAAGAAUACACGUUAUCGUACUGCUAGUGAAAAUAUUGCUAAUGUCACUCGUGGGACUGGUCAAAGCGUAGUAGGUAUGGGAGAAGUUGGUGCAGACCCAACUGGAGGUCGAGUAGCAGUUGUAUGGCUUGAACGAUGGGAAGAUGGACCAAUGCAUUGUGGACCAGGAAUUGGAAUGAAUAUACAAAAUAUGACUUGUAAAACUUUUGACUGCCCUGUUACAAUUUAUAUUCAUCCUUUAAGUUCUGGAUUAUGUAGAAUUGGUAUUAUGCGUAUGCAUGGUAGAACAUUUGAAGCUGGUCCAUUACAAAAUGGAUUUGUAUUAAGUCAACGUUGUCUUAGUAGUUUUGUAAGACAAACUGUAAUCAAUUUAUCACGACGACGUCGUUUAGCCUCGGAUUCAUUUCAACCUCCACAUGUUCGACGAAGUCAUGAAUUAUUCAAAUUAGCAGAAGCCAAUCGUAAAUUAGUUCGACUUCAAUCCACAUUAUCUGGCAAUAAAACAAUGAAUACAUCAUACUGUUGUACUCCUGCAAAUAUUGUGCGUAGUCUUUUCUUUAAACAAUUAGAAAUUCAUUCUAGUUAAUUAAAACUUUUAAAUUUGAAUUGUUAAUCUCUUCACUUAUUAUUAUAUCAUUGUUGUAAACAAGAAAUUAUUUACAUUUACAUUUACAUAUCAAUCAGAAUGUUGUCUUUCUUUCUUUUUUUUCAUUAUUAUUUUCAUAGUUUUUGAUCUUAAUUGUUUUUAACUUGUAACUAAAAAAAAAAUAUACUAUUACAUUCCCAUUUAGUUUAUCUGUAAUUAUGGUAACGAUAUACAUAUAUAAUAUGACAUUUGCACAAUUGCUACAC
This is a messenger RNA of Schistosoma turkestanicum, 5486 nucleotides long. The record is from the annotation of a GenBank genome assembly. Lineage: Eukaryota; Metazoa; Platyhelminthes; Trematoda; Strigeidida; Schistosomatidae.